AUGCUACGCCAGAGGUUAUCGUCGACCUGCAAUCAAUGCAGGUCACGCAAAGUCCGCUGUCUAAAGCCAAAAGGAAGCGGUCCCGAUGCAAAAUGCCAGAACUGCCAGAAACGAGGUGACAAAUGCGUGUUUCAAGCAUACCGAAGAAAGUUUCGGGAUACUGCCAAUCUCUCCCCGAGCGUGACUCCUUCUCGCGACAAGGCGGAUGAUAUUGGCUCCCCCGAGUAUCUGUCUAAGCUAGACGAGUGUGAUCUAUCCACGGGUACUCAAAGUAUUCUAGCACAAGAUUCUCCUGAUCCAUUACCUCUCUACGUGGACCAGCUCAUCGAAGACCAUCGCGUCCCCGGGAGGACUCGCUACCUGGAGACGAUUGUCACGCAUCAUGAUAGCUACAUUGGGAGUGCAAGUAUCGGGUACUUUUCUGAAAGUCGCAUAAGGGCACUUACUAAUCGCUUGGGCCAUACCGGAGUUGAGUGCCUACUGAAUCGAAUUUCCGCCGUGGUGAAUGAUCGCUAUGAACGUCACCAUGAACAGAAGGGACCGGCCACCGACAAACUAUGGCAGAAACCCGAAAACUUACCUGUAGUGGAGGAGGCUACGAUGAGGCUUUAUGUUAACUCAUAUUUCAGCCAGAUUCAUCCGGUCUACCCGUUUCUUGAUCCAGUAAAAUUUGAACAAAGAAUAUCGAGCGCCAGUUUAGCUGCGGAUAUUGCAGGCGAUAUCCACUGGUCUGCCUUGUAUCAUACCGUCCUGGCUUUGGGUUGCCAGUACCAUGAUGGCGGUUCCUUCGAGCCUGGAAAGGGGAACAGCUGGAAGCUCUACCAAGUAGCCUUGGGAUUUGCUUCCGACAUAUUUAUCGGAGCCGAAUGCCUGGGUGGAUUACAGGCAAUCACUGCAAUGGCAAUCUUUGCACUCAACUUUUCUUACAUGCACCUGGACUCUCUUUUCAUCAAGCAGGCUGCUUGUGUAGCACAGCGUAUGAGAUUGAACGCAGCGUCAGAUGCAGCAGACAAACACACCCGAUAUCGAACUUUCUGGGUCAUUUACGCCUUGGAGAAAAUGCUUUCUUUCCAUCACGGCAACACCUCGGUGAUUAUGGACUCCGACAUAGGAUGCCCAGUUCCUACCAUUCCGGAGUCUGUGUUUGGUGACUAUAAUUGGCUGACUGCAGCUGCUGGUCUUGCUCGCUUUCUAUCAAGAGCAUACGAGUCUCUAUUUUCAAUUAGUGCAACGUGGAAUACAGAGGCAUCUUACUACCGGAAGAUAGACACCAUGAACAGCCUACUCGAACGGUGGCGGCAAUCUAUACCGAUAACCUUUCGGCCCGGGGAGCCUUUCCGGGCACAAUCGUUCCACGGCUCCUGUGAGACAUUUAUUGCUCUGCAGACCCAUUUUUAUUACCAUAAUGCGUGUAUCGCGCUGUGCCGCUUAACCUUGCACCUGGGACGGUAUUCCGAUGGCCCUCGGCAGGUAGCCGCCAGAAAGGCUAUCAUGCAAGCGGCGCGAUCUAUCAUCGAGUUACUGCGGUAUAUUGACAUGGAGGCUUACACACCAGUUUACAUUCUUGCUCAUCUACCCUUAUCAGCGUUAUUUAUCCUCUUCGACCUCGUUAUUCACAACCCAACGCACCCAGAAACGGCUAGCAACCUUGCUCUGCUGGAAGUAGCUGGGGGCCACUUUAGUAGGCUCGAGUAUGCUACCGGCGGUUCACUACCAAGCUCUGUGCUUGCAGAGUUUGCAUAUAUUGCUCGGAAUUUCGUCCGCACUUAUCGCGCGGAAGGGAAUGAUAGAAGUAACAUCCCAGUGCCGACCAAUGCGGCCAAUGAUCCGCUGAGCAGGCAAGAUGAUAGCCCUCCUUCAGCCGUGCCUUUUCUAGGAAAUGAGACGCAUGACUACCGACCGCCCUUGGCCAGCCCAGACACUCUUCCGUUGUUCUUUCCUGCUAUCGACGACUUGGAUGCCGGGGAUGGGUCUCUGACUGGGUUCGACGUAACGGACCUGUUCGGAACUUCCAUUCCGUUUGACCAGAAUCUACCUUUCUGA
Messenger RNA from Aspergillus pseudonomiae, 2043 nucleotides. RefSeq lists its product as uncharacterized. The record is from RefSeq and is a predicted model, not a curated record. Gene Ontology annotation, molecular function: zinc ion binding; DNA binding; DNA-binding transcription factor activity, RNA polymerase II-specific. The transcript is spliced from 11 exons. Bases 1 to 2043 code for a protein of 680 amino acids. Gene Ontology annotation, biological process: regulation of DNA-templated transcription; DNA-templated transcription. Lineage: Eukaryota; Fungi; Ascomycota; Eurotiomycetes; Eurotiales; Aspergillaceae.